Messenger RNA from Agrilus planipennis (emerald ash borer), 1892 nucleotides. RefSeq names its product ileal sodium/bile acid cotransporter. The record is from RefSeq and is a predicted model, not a curated record. Bases 379 to 1743 code for a protein of 454 amino acids. Gene Ontology annotation, cellular component: membrane. The transcript has 9 exons. NCBI's taxonomy places the organism in Eukaryota, Metazoa, Arthropoda, Insecta, Coleoptera, Buprestidae.
CAGUAAUUUUUCUUUUACAAAAAACAAUACAGCAGUCAUAUAAAUGAUACGAAAAUAAAAAAAAAAUCAAUUGUGCAAGAAACAUUGAUGAAAGAGAAGGGGAAAACUAGAAAAUUUGAAAACGUGAUCGAGAAGGAAUAACCAUCAGCAGACAGCGUAUAUUUCAGAGUAGCACAGCAGCGAAGUUUAGCGAAUGUAGAUACUAAAUAUAUUUGUGGAAUUAAAACUGUCUACAUUACAUAAGUUUACGAAAAAAUAAAUUGUAGAAACACAUAUGUGGUGAGUUUGUUAUUCGAGUUCUUUAAAACUUUUUAUUAUACAGUGAUACCAGCUCUCUAGUUUAAUUCUUCAGGAUUUAUUAAAUUUAUUAGUGAAAAGAUGUGUCCUUUAUCAGCAGUGUCCCAAAUUUUUGUAUUGCUGUUUUUCUUGUUGGUUUGCUGUACAGCAUUGGCACAAACUUUAGUUUUGUACUUACAACCCAAAGAUGUUACCGUUAAAAUGUAUGAAAUCGCAAAUCUUAAUUACACGAUUGAAGGUGAACUUGACCCUGGCGACUCCUACUGUCUAGCAAUUCAAAACGAUGAUCCUGGCAUAGUUUCGGUUAAUAAAAAAAUUUACAUCACAACUAACAGCAGUUCAGGAAGUGUUGACGUUUUUGGAAAUUUUCUUGGAUCAACCAAUCUUUCUGUAGAAGUAAAGGCAAAAAAUUGUACCACUUCUAUCUCUCAAGAAAAAAACGUUAAAAUCAAAGUGAUAAGGAAAGACAGGGUUAUUGAUAAAGUCUUUAGUAUAUCGGUCGCAGUACUCGUUAGUAUUAUUUAUAUUAAUUUUGGGGCUGCUUUAAAAAUUGAAGAUAUCAAAUCACAGUUGAAAAGACCUGUAGGAUUGCUUGUUGGAUUUGCUGGCCAGUUUAUUUGUAUGCCCUUGCUAAGUUAUAUAAUUGGUUACGUUCUUUUUCCUGACAAUCCAGCACUGCAACUUGGUAUAUUUUAUACAGGCUGUGCCCCCAGUGGGGGCGCCUCUAAUAUAUGGACAGCCCUACUAGACGGUAAUAUAGAUCUGUCCAUAGCUCUGACAACUAUGGGCACGUUUAUCGCUUUUGCAACGAUACCAUUCUGGACAUUUACCUUGGGUGCCCUUAUUUUUGAUAAGAACAAUUUAGAAAUACCUUACAGAAAUAUUUCGACAUAUGCUAUUGGUCUUGUAAUUCCAUUAAUAAUUGGCUAUAUUAUACAAAGAUAUUCUACGAGGACUGCAAAUUUUUUGAGAAGGACUUUGAAAGGAUUUUCAGGGUUUUUGAUAGUAUUUAUUAUCGUUUUUGCUAUAAUUGCAAACUUAUAUUUAUUUAAAUUGUUUUCUUGGAGGAUAAUAGUAUCAGGAAUGGGAUUACCCUGGUUGGGUUAUUUGGCGGGUUGGCUAUUGUCUAAAGUUUUUAAUCUACCUGCAAAAGAUUGCCUUACCACUGCAAUUGAAGUUGGACUUCAAAACACUGGAAUUGCAAUAUUUUUGUUGAGGUUUUCUUUACCUCAACCAGAAGCCGAUAUAACUACAAUUGCUCCUGUUUCUGUGGCCAUUAUGACACCAAUUCCACUUUUUAUUCUUUUCCUGAUUAAGUUUGUUCAGAAAAGAAUAAAUCCGGUAAAUGACAAACUGAAAUAUGCUGUGCCACCUGCUGUUGGUAGUGAUACAGAAUGUGAUGAUAAUCUUAAUAUAAAAAAGAAUGGGGUUGCUGCAGUAGCGUAAACACUUAAAAAAAGACAAUUUGAAGCACAUGAGUGGUAUUUUUUUUACAUUGUUUUUAUACACAUUUUUUAUGAAAAAAAAAAUGGACAAGGAUACUUAAUAACGAAAUAGAUUUAUAAUUUUGGUAAUAAAAGUACUUACCCACUUAA